GCGACGUCCGCAUACCGCACCGCCGCUGUCUUUUGCCGUCGAAGACGUGCGCAUAAAUGGUCGCGUCAUGACGACCGGGAAGACAACCGUCGUUGAUUCGAAACGCCGAGUACAGUCGUUCAAACUAGUGCCGUCGGUUGUCCUCCGAUGACGUGGCGUGUUACGAACUCGAAACCGCAAUAGGUUGAAAAAUGUACAAAACGGUGCACCGCGUCCAAGUUGUGUUGGGGCCGUUAAAAAAUUGUGAAGACAAAAAGAAACCGUAGUAUGAAAAAUUUUGAAUACCUCUGCAGAAAUUACUAUUUGGGUUGAUCUACACAAUACGUUGUCACAUCGUUAUAUUAUUCGUGUUUAACCGAUGGCAAUUACUGGCGUGGCUCGGAAUAAAUGGUUCGCUAACUUCUGCAAACAAACAUGUACGGUGCUCGCGCUACCUUUCAUAUAUUACGAUUUACGGUGGCUUAAAAAUGUUUGGUUGUUUUGAAUUCAAAUAAUAUUUUUUUUUCUGUCAUUCUCGUGUUUCGGGUAUGAACUGGCGUCCGGGUUAUCUUAAUAUUAGCACCGCACUCGGUACGAAAAUUCCGUUACUUCAGCUACGUACUUAUCUUCUUCUGUUAUCGUAUUGAAAAAAUAAAACUGCUGCAGUGUUCCAAAAGGUGCAGAUUUAUAUUGGAAUCGGAAUCACGGUCGGCAACGUAGCACAUAAUUGUUUGGUGUGGAAUUAUGAGUUAUAUCAAUACCAUAAUAUUAUAUUACCUAAUUACCUGAACACUUGUUUUAAUUUUAAAAUGUAAUUUUGCCGUUGACUUACACUUCAACAUUCGUUUCCUAAUGUAUACCUAUUCACGGUGUUUGUGAAGUCUUUAUCAGUGUUUUUUAUUUUUAUUAUUAUUAUUACACGGUUGCUUGACAAAAUCACGUCCUUGAGAUGAUAUCAAUAACUGUAAUAGAAUAAAAUAUUUUAAAUAAGUAAAAAAAAAAUAUGGGUCUGGAAAAUCAAGUGGCUUUGGUGACUGGUGCAGCAUCAGAAAUUGGGUACGCUUACGUAAAGUGUUUACUUCAGAACAAAGUUAAGGUGUUACUCUGUGAUGUUAAUGUCAACGAAUGUCAAGUUAUUUCACAUAAAUUCCUAAAAGAGUUUCAAAAUAUCAAUAUACUCUCGAUAAAAUGUGAUGUUACUAAUGAAGAUGAAUUUGAAAAUGCUUUUAAAACAUGUAUCAAGCAUUUUGGUCAAUUGGACAUUGUUAUUAAUAACGCUGGUGUUUUCGAUAAUUCAAUUGAACAACGAUGGUCUGCUACAGUAAAUAUAAAUUACGGCGGAGUCGUCAGAGGUACAUUACUGGCUAUUAAGUAUAUGGGAAUUCCCAACGGAGGUAAAGGCGGAACAGUAAUACAGACGUCUUCUUUGAUGGUUUUCGGUGACAGUUAUUGUAAUCCCAUAUACUUGUCUACGAAAAAAUAUAUGAUGGAAUUUACGAAAAGUUUUGGAAAAAAACAUCAUUUCAGUCUUCAUGGUGUAAGAAUUAUUACAUUGUGUCCGGAAUUUACUGCUAUUAAUAAUUGUGUAAGACCAGUUUGUAAAAAUGAAAUGGUGCACAAAAAUGGAGACCGUGUCGAGGAGCUUGAAGAUUCAAAAAAUAAUCAACUGUACACGAAAACACAAAAGCCAGAUAACAUCGGGAAAGCUUUGAUUACAGUUUUGGAACUUGGGAAGACUGGAGAGACAUGGAUUGUCGAAGAUAACAAACCACCACGACUAAUUGAUUAUUAAAUAUGAUUGUAUUUAUUUUUUCAUUAAUGAUAAAAAAAGAAAAAAAAACCAUUGUAAUG
Messenger RNA from Melanaphis sacchari, 1830 nucleotides. RefSeq names its product 15-hydroxyprostaglandin dehydrogenase [NAD(+)]-like. The record is from RefSeq and is a predicted model, not a curated record. Gene Ontology annotation, molecular function: oxidoreductase activity, acting on the CH-OH group of donors, NAD or NADP as acceptor. Gene Ontology annotation, cellular component: cytoplasm. Bases 983 to 1771 code for a protein of 262 amino acids. The transcript has 9 exons. NCBI's taxonomy places the organism in Eukaryota, Metazoa, Arthropoda, Insecta, Hemiptera, Aphididae.